AUGCUCAACAUCCAAGCUAUAGUCUUGCUCUAUAUUUGUGCCCUGAACGUUCAAGGACUCUUUAGAAACGAAUUGAACUUCACUGGAUACCUCAUUAAAGCUGGUGAAAAAAUGAAUUGGUCCGAUAGUUUAACAUGGAAUAAUUAUCAAGAAGCAGCAGAAAUCGUAACCCAUAUUUGCAAGCGACUAACCUUAUUGGUGGAAGCAGCUGCAAAUAGACCACUCAGCAACAUGGACUGCAAGCUUAUUCGCCUACAUGGUGAUCCUAUCGGAAACUACGUCAAUCUUACAUUUGAGGGAAAUGAUGAAAAUGAUGCGAAGCAGAUCAUCGAAGGAGUGAUCAGUAAAUUGGCCGAAUACCCAAAGCUAGACGAAAGUAGCCGUCAACAAGCAACAAACGAAUUCCGAAAGCGAGUAGUUGUUCGAUUUGGAGUGACGUUUCAGAAGAUUAAUGGUUUCAGUUAUUGGCGGAGUGCUUUCAGCAGUGCCGGUCAGCUCACACAGACUGCCAGCGUUGUUUGCAUGCGACGCAAGUUUCGUUCGAGUGCCUCCAGAUUCAUGCGCAACGGGCAACCCAAUUGUGCAGUGACUCGUCCGCCUAAUAGCGGUCUGUGGGGUGAUUUUAGCGUUCAAUUCCCUUCGAGAAAACGAAUAAAACUUAACGAAGUGAAACGUUUAUUAACAACUCCUGUGACUGCAAACAGCACCUACGAUAUCGCAAAGGUUCAAGUCAAAUAUCAUGUAAUUUGCCAGCGUAGAACACCUGCAGUUUGA
This is a messenger RNA of Dicrocoelium dendriticum, 774 nucleotides long. The record is from the annotation of a GenBank genome assembly. NCBI's taxonomy places the organism in Eukaryota, Metazoa, Platyhelminthes, Trematoda, Plagiorchiida, Dicrocoeliidae.